GGGCGCGCCGCCGAGGGCACGCCGCACCCCCUGCUGCCGCGCGGACCCCGCGAUCACACCCCCAGAGGGGGCAGGCGCCCGAGGACCCGCCCCGCCCGCUCCACGUUCCCCCCAGGAAGCCGGACUCUAUGGGGCGGGACCCUGGGGGACACUGAGCCCAGCCCGGCGCCGGCCCCGAGCCCUGAGCCUCCAGCCCGGGGCGCCCCGGGAGCAGCCAGCCCGCGGGCGCGCCGCCCGCCCGCCCAGCAGCCAUGAGCGAGACGGUCAUCUGCUCCAGCCGGGCCACUGUGAUGGUUUACGAUGACAGCAACAAGCGAUGGUUGCCUGCUGGCACGGGCCCCCAGGCCUUCAGCCGAGUCCAGAUCUACCACAACCCCACGGCCAAUUCCUUCCGCGUCGUUGGCAGGAAGAUGCAGCCAGACCAGCAGGUCGUCAUCAACUGUGCCAUCAUCCGGGGCGUCAAGUAUAACCAGGCCACUCCCAACUUCCACCAGUGGCGUGAUGCCCGCCAGGUCUGGGGCCUCAACUUCGGGAGCAAGGAGGACGCCGCGCAGUUUGCCGCGGGCAUGGCCAGCGCGCUAGAGGCCCUGGAAGGAGGAGGGCCUCCACCCCCGCCACCACCGGCAGCCCCUCCCGCCUGGUCAGUUCAGAACGGUCCCUCCCCUGAGGAGCUGGAGCAGCAGAAAAGGCAGCAGCCGGGCCAGCCAGAGUACGCGGAGCGGGAGCGCCGGGUCUCCAAUGCAGGAGGCCCACCUACUCCCUUAGCUGGGGGACCACCCCCACCUCCAGGACCUCCACCUCCUCCGGGUCCCCCCCCACCCCCUGGUCUGCCCCCCUUGGGGGGCUCCACCGCGGGGCAUGGAGCCGGGGGAGGUCCACCCCCUGCUCCCCCCCUCCCCACAGCACAAGGCCCCAGUGGUGGUGGGGCUGGGGCCCCCGGCCUGGCCGCGGCCAUAGCGGGAGCCAAACUCAGGAAAGUCAGCAAGCAGGAGGAGGCCUCAGGGGGUCCCCCAGCCCCCAAAGCUGAGAGCAGUCGAAGCACAGGUGGGGGUCUCAUGGAAGAGAUGAAUGCCAUGCUGGCCCGAAGAAGGAAAGCCACACAAGUUGGGGAGAAACCCGCCAAGGAUGAAUCUGCCAAUCAGGAGGAGCCAGAGGCCAGAGUCCCAGCCCAUACUGAAUCAGUGCGGAGACCAUGGGAGAAGAACAGCACAACCUUGCCAAGGAUGAAGUCGUCUUCUUCGGUGACCGCUUCCGAGGCCCACCCCCAUACGCCCAGCUCCAGUGAUGAAUCAGACCUGGAGAGAGUGAAACAGGAGCUUCUGGAAGAGGUGAGGAAGGAACUGCAGAAAGUAAAAGAGGAAAUAAUUGAAGCCUUUGUCCAGGAGCUCAGGAAGCGGGGUUCCCCCUGACCACAGGGCCCAGAAGGUCCCGUUUCUCCUUUCCGCACACCCCGCCUGUCACCCUGCUUUCCCUGCAGCGACUUGACUUGGAAUUGGCUGAAGACUACACAGGAAUGCAUCUUCCCCACUCCCCAUGCACUUGGAAAAUUCCGAGGGGGUGUGGCUUCCCUGGCACCACGCCCACACCCAUACUGGCUGCUGAUUGGCUGGGGAGGCCCCCGCCCUUUGCUCCCUUUGGUCCUUCCCCUCUGCCAUCCCCUUGGGGCUGGUUCCUCUGCUGGGGAUGUACCAAUUAACCCCACAGUGAGGGGGAAGGAAAGAGGGAAUUUCACAUUCCCUUCUAGGUUCACUUUAACGCUUAAUGCCUUCAAAUUUUUGUUUUUUUAAGAAAAAAAAGUAUAUAUAUAUAUUUAGGUUUUGGGGGGGUAAAGGGAAAUUUUUUUUCUCUUUGGUUUUGAUAAAAUGGGGUAUGGGGAGUUUUUAAAUGCUAUCGCCCCAGGCUUGUCCCAUGUGGGGCAGCUAUUUAAGGGGGGGACGUCCCACCAGGCUGGGGGCACCUCCCCACACCCUGGGGACCUCCCUUUCCUCUGGCUCCUUCCCCUUUUCUAUGAGGAAUUAAGAUGCUGUAACUUUUUGGAACCUCAGUUUUUUGGUUUUUUAUUUGGGUAGGUUUUGGGGUCCGGGCCGUUUUUACCCCCUAGGGAAAAUAAGAUGAGGGAGAGAGGAAAAGGGGAGGGAACCUCCCCUCUCGCACCUUCACCUUUAGCUUCUUGAAAAUGGGCCCCUGCGGAAUAAAUCUGCCAGUUUUUAUAAA
Molecule: messenger RNA, 2214 nt
Organism: Equus quagga
Lineage: Eukaryota; Metazoa; Chordata; Mammalia; Perissodactyla; Equidae
Gene: VASP
Product: vasodilator stimulated phosphoprotein
Exons: 13
Coding region: 252-1409 (385 amino acids)
Biological process (GO): axon guidance; actin cytoskeleton organization; actin polymerization or depolymerization
Cellular component (GO): cytoskeleton
Molecular function (GO): profilin binding; actin binding; SH3 domain binding
Source: RefSeq, a predicted model, not a curated record